AUGCCCGACACUCGCCAACAGUCCUUUGACGAGAUUUACGGCCCCCGAGAACUUCCUCGAGAUCGAGUCUUCACCAAUCGGUUUAGCGACGAUGUAAUUGAGGGUCGGAGGGCGGGCCUCGAAAAGUUCCUCAAGAUCGUCGUGGGCCAUCCGCUUCUGCAGACGGGGAGUAAGGUGCUCGCCGCAUUCGUACAGGAUCCAAACUGGGAUCGGAACGCCUGGUGA
Parascedosporium putredinis is the source of this 225-nucleotide messenger RNA. Lineage: Eukaryota; Fungi; Ascomycota; Sordariomycetes; Microascales; Microascaceae. The record is from the annotation of a GenBank genome assembly.